GGCAGCAGCUGGGAGGAAAGCUGCAGGGUGCGCCCGGACAGAAGUGGAGCUCCGAGCCAAGGCCAGUCGGCAGGAUUUGAAGAAGGAGAGCGGUGCAUGGACCUGGAGGGGAGCAGUGACUGCACAGCUCGGAGAGGAACCAGUCUACAGAAAUGACCGAAUACAAACUGGUGGUGGUGGGAGCUGGGGGUGUUGGAAAAAGUGCCUUAACAAUACAGCUUAUACAGAACCAUUUUGUAGAUGAAUACGAUCCUACAAUUGAGGACUCUUACAGAAAACAGGUGGUGAUUGACGGAGAAACAUGCUUGCUGGAUAUUUUGGAUACUGCAGGCCAAGAGGAGUACAGUGCCAUGCGUGACCAGUAUAUGCGAACUGGUGAAGGGUUCCUUUGUGUGUUUGCUAUCAACAACAGCAAGUCCUUUGCCGACAUCAAUUCCUAUAGGGAACAAAUAAAGAGAGUAAAAGACUCAGAUGAUGUCCCUAUGGUACUUGUUGGUAACAAAUGUGAUUUACCAACCAGGACUGUAGACACCAAGCAAGCUCAGGAGCUGGCCAGGAGUUAUGGUAUCCCCUUCAUUGAGACCUCUGCAAAAACAAGACAGGGUGUUGAAGAUGCUUUUUAUACACUGGUCCGUGAAAUCCAUCAGUACAGGAUGAAAAAACUGGACAGCAAUGAAGACAGCAGCCAGGGCUGUAUCCGGUUGCCCUGCUCUCUCAUGUAAAUAGAUUGAUGAGAAAAGUACUGAAAGUAUCUUCUACCAGAAGAACAAAACACAACCCACCUGCACAAACUGUUACCAUGGAAAUGCCACUUAACAAAUGUUAUACCUCGUUCACAGAUGGUCUUAUCACUGUGCACUUUUUAAAUGGAUGCUGUUAUCCCAAUGUUUUAGUUCUGUAUUUCACGCAUUGUGCUACUCAAAUACCAAAGAUAAUGUCUGUGACAUGACUGUUCUCAAAUGGUAACCCUGAAGAGUGUGACGUGAAGAUUACUUUUCGUGUAUUUCAGUGAAACUCUUCAUCUCAAGUAUUCCUGCAUUUCCUGACUUUUUUCCUGUGAUGUGUGAAAAACUUUGGCUCCAUACCACUGUGCUCAGAGAAGUUUCUCGUACAGAGAAGGGAUUGAGCUUUUUGAGCUGACAAAAUGUCACAUGUACUACUGUCAUUAAUUGACUGGUUUUUGACUUUCAAGACAAACUUUGAGUUUACAACUGCUGUAAGGACCAGGCUUUUAUUCAAGUGUCUUUGCCAGUAUGGCCCUCACUCUUGGCUGAUCUGGUGUUUUACUGGCUUUGACAAUUGAUCCUCUUAACAG
Molecule: messenger RNA, 1315 nt
Organism: Nanorana parkeri
Lineage: Eukaryota; Metazoa; Chordata; Amphibia; Anura; Dicroglossidae
Gene: NRAS
Product: neuroblastoma RAS viral oncogene homolog
Exons: 6
Coding region: 153-722 (189 amino acids)
Biological process (GO): Ras protein signal transduction
Cellular component (GO): plasma membrane
Molecular function (GO): GTP binding; GTPase activity; GDP binding
Source: RefSeq, a predicted model, not a curated record